CACUCUGUACACGGGGCAUCUUGCCUAGGGACACGAUCUCGCAGAACAGACUUAUUACAAAUGGUUUGAUUAUAAAUGGUUCCUUGUAGGAAGCCGCCGUGGAGACCGACUUAAGUUCAGAAUCGGCUUCCAGCACUUCGUAGCGGUGAGAGAGCCCCAUCCCCCGUCCCGCUUCCGAAUCUGUUAGUUUGAGAAAACUAAGGCAAAGCGUUCACUGGCAAUGUUGGAAAUCAACUGAAGCAUUUUCUAUUACAAUGGACUUUGACCAGAAGUCUCUAUUUCGCUUUUGGUGGGGGCCAUAGCUGCUGUUAAACAGAGGAUACAGCACAUUUAAAGGUAUGCGAAGAAGCCUCUUUGUCCUGAUGUCUUCAGAGAGACUAUGGAUCAGUCCGGAGUUCUCCUCUGGGUAAAGGCGGAACCUUUUAUAGUGGGUGCCUUGCAAGUCCCGCCUCCAUCCAAGUUCAGUCUUCACUACAUCAGGAAGAUAGCCACCUAUGUGCGAACUCGGGCCACAGAAGGUGCCUACCCACGUCUCUACUGGUCCACGUGGAGGCGCAUUGCCUGUGGGAAGCUGCAGUUGGCUAAGGAUCUCGCAUGGCUUUACUUUGAAAUAUUUGAUAAUCUUUCGGUGAGGACACCGGAGGAGCGCCUGGAAUGGUCUGAAAUUUUGUCCAACUGCACAACUGAAGAUGAAAUUGAAAAGCAAAGAAAUAAGCUUUCAGUGGACACACUGCAGUUUCUGCUCUUCCUGUAUAUCCAGCAGUUAAACAAGCUCUCACUGAGGACAUCGUUGAUUGGGGAGGAGUGGCCCAGCCCCAGAGGCAGACCUCAGUCUCCGAGCCUGGCUGAGAGGCCCAGCUGUCACAGUAAGAACUGGAAUGACUACAGUCACCGGGCUUUCGUCUGUGACCACCUGCCGGAUCUGCUCGAGCUGCUUCUAGCUCCAGAGCAGCUCACUGCGUCCUUUCAUUCAUCCCACAGUAGUCUGCUCUCCCUCGAGGCUGUCAUGGCGCUCAGCUUCCUCAUCGAGGGCACUGUGAGCGGAGCCAGGAAGGUUUACCCGCUUCAUGAGCUCGCACUGUGGCAACCGCUGCACGCAGCAAGCGGCUUCUCAAAACUCUCUAAGGCUUUCUCUUUCUUCAAGCUGGAAGCCUGGUUGAGAGCCUGUUUGACUGCAAAUCCAUUUGGUCCAUCUGCUUGCCUCAAGACUGGAAGGAAAUUGGCCUGGGCUCGCCAAGUUGAAGGAAUGACCAAGAGAGCUAAGAUUGCUUGCAAUACUCACGUGGCCCCUCGGAAGCACCGCAUUGUGGUGAUGAGCCAGGUUUACAAGCAGACACUGGCCAAGAGCUCGGAUACUUUAGUUGGAGCCCAUGUCAGGGUUCAUCGCUGCAACAAGUCUUUUAUAUAUCUGCUCUCCCCGUUACGAUCUGUGACAAUUGAAAAAUGCAGGAAUAGCACAUUUGUGUUGGGUCCUGUGGAGACGGCUCUUCACCUACAUGACUGUGAGAAUCUGAAAGUCAUUGCUGUUUGCCAUCGCCUGUCCAUCUCCUCAACAACAGGCUGCACCUUUCAUGUUAUGACGCCUUCCCGCCCACUCAUUCUCUCUGGGAACCAGAGAGUGACGUUUGCCCCAUAUCAUACCUAUUACCCAACAUUGGAGGACCAUAUGGCCAGGGCUGGCCUUGCCACAGUGCCUAACCUUUGGGAUAACCCAAUGGUUGUGUGCAGAGAGAGCAGUGACACCAGAGUCUUCCAGCUUCUGCCGCCUUGUGAAUUCUACGUAUUUAUUACUCCCUUUGAGAUGGAAGGGGACACAGUGGAGAUACCAGGGGGUCUCCCCUCUGCUUACCAGAAAGCGCUGGCUCAAAGGGAGCAGAGGAUACAGAUCUGGCAGAAAACUGUGAAGGAGGCCUGUUUGACCAAGGAGCAGAGGAAGCAGUUCCAGGGCCUUGUGGAGAACAAGUUCUAUGAAUGGUUGAUUAACACAGGACAUCGACAGCAGCUGGACAGCCUUGUUCCGCCCACAGCAGCCUCCAUGCAAGCAGCCGGAUAAGAGCCCACGUGGGACCACUGGGCCUGGGAAACGUGAGGACGAAUGGAGGAUGGUACCCACGGAAGCCUGUACUGGAAAGGCACCCUUGCUGCCCGAGAGACCUCUAGACUUUUCUCUCUGUUCAAGACCUUUUGUUGGUUCCUGUUCUGUACUCACUUAGGGAAUUUUAGCUAGGCUUCUGACUCUCAUAAAAGUGUCUUACUAUAGAAUGUCAGAAGACUCACACGUGCUGUCCUGAAAUGGAACACUGGCUAAAGCAGGUUUAUGUAUAAUGCGUUA
Molecule: messenger RNA, 2332 nt
Organism: Acomys russatus (golden spiny mouse)
Lineage: Eukaryota; Metazoa; Chordata; Mammalia; Rodentia; Muridae
Gene: Tbccd1
Product: TBCC domain containing 1
Exons: 9
Coding region: 380-2053 (557 amino acids)
Biological process (GO): maintenance of centrosome location; maintenance of Golgi location
Cellular component (GO): spindle pole centrosome
Source: RefSeq, a predicted model, not a curated record